AUGCCCUACGAUCGGUCGCCCAAUCCCACUGCCGGGAGACCUCAGGUGCCCAUGCUCAGCGCUGGUGCAGCCAGGGCUGUGAACAAACCUACCCUUGCUCCUAAAAUCGCCAUCAAGCCCUCUCAAGGUCCGACAUUGGCAGCAAAUGCACACACCCCCUUGCCGAAGCGAACACUGCGCCCGGGAACUGGAAACGUUGCCACCCCUGCCCCGUCGAGGAGUACGCCCCAGCCGGAGGAGGACCCUCUGGCCUUCUUGAGCAACAACAUCACCCCACGCUCCGGCAAGAGGCAGGGUCGGGUCGAAAGCGCGAACAGCACUCCGAGCGGCACACCGACACAGGAUGCGUGGGAGAGGGAUGCUAGGGGGGGCAUCUCGCCCGCACCACAUAACCCUGAUGCCACGAGGAGGCCCGUUGCAUCAUUCACCUCGAACCCCUCAAUGCCUGGAAAGCAUGAGGUGAGGGCUGACCUGGAUUCCAAAUUCUUCCAUGCCAGCGAGGUCAAGAGCACCCAGCCGCCCCCUCAAAAGCAUACUCUAGCCAAGGCCCCCUCAUUCUUCUAUGCCAACGGGAACAAGCCAGAGAAGAAACCGAAUACGCCAUCCAUCACCUCGGCGCCGUCACACGACAACCUGUCGAGCAAGUUUGUCUACGCAAAUGGCACCCCGGACCUCAAGCCGAGCCCUCCAUUAGGCACCUCUCGGCCGAGCUCGGUCGUUUCCAUGGCUUCGAGAGCUCCCUCUAGUCGACCUACCAGUACUCACAAUGGGCUUGGUUCAGCUCAGAGACCAGCAUCCCCUGCAAGAAUCGCCCAGCCUCCUCAUGUUGCGCAGUCCAAGCAUGCCAGUCGGCCGCAGCUCACCUCGACCCCUUCACUUGGUCCGCCAUUAGGGCUACGGCGCACUAGCACGGGAACAUCCAUAUCGAGAGGAGCUCAUUCUAGGAAUAGUAGUGGCUCAAGACUAAGUAUGGGAGAGGCGGAGAUGAAGCAUGCUUUGGUCCCCCCUGGCCCUACGUCGCCGCUGGCGUCGCCCUCGCUGGCCUCCCCUAUGCAUGCCCCCUUAUCGUUGGCUUCGAUUAUACAAGCCGCAGAAGAGUUUGGCGACGAUGAAAGUAUCCCUUCACCCGAUGGCUCUCGCUCUGACGCGCGUUCCUUACACGAAGUGCAGAGCCCAGCCAGAUCUACGCAUUCUGGAGAUCCACUCGGCGAUCUUGUUGCGAACGCUCGGAGAGAGAGAAAGGUCCAGGACCUGCAGAUCACCAAUGCGUCGCUCGAGGCCAUCAAUAGAACUUUGGAGCGUCAACUUCGGAAGCAAACGGCAGAGCUUAGACGCUUUCGACGAAUGUCGCGUGCCGGCGGUUUGCCUGCAAUUCCAAGCGUUGCGUCUAGUCGUGUGGUAUCUGACGCUCAUUCCGCUCAUUCCGCUCAAACCGGCAUCGAAGGGCUGUCGUUUUCUGAUCUCGAGGAAGAGGAUUCGGAUGACGAACCACCCGACGAAGAGGACGAGUCGUUUUCCGAUACGGACUCGGCUAAUGAGUCACUAAGCCCGACUAUAAUUGCAGAGCGCGAUGCUAGGCGUAUGAAAAGGGACGAGAAGCGGCUGCAACUCGACCUCUCGAAACACCAGGAGCUACUGGUCGAUUCACAAAAGAUCAAUCAGAGUAUCAAGCGAUGCAUGGACUGGACCGAAGAGCUUAUAAAAGAAGGCAAAAAGGCUCUCGAGUACAGUGUUCGUGUUAGCGAUGUUGAGAUACAUAGACCAAGAGUCUUAAAUCCAGUCGAUGAGGAUGAUGAGCCAACACAGGCGAGCAUCAACUUUGACGCAGAUGCCACUCUGGACGACAUUUCGGUGCUUAUAGACGAGGGACACGGCAAUUCGGAGAGAAUAAUGCCACUAGAGCCCAAGCUAGCCGGCUGGAAACCAGAAUCGCAAACCUGCGAAACAGAUGCGCAGCUCCCAGUCCAGGAUGGAUAA
Molecule: messenger RNA, 1977 nt
Organism: Truncatella angustata
Lineage: Eukaryota; Fungi; Ascomycota; Sordariomycetes; Amphisphaeriales; Sporocadaceae
Exons: 1
Coding region: 1-1977 (658 amino acids)
Source: RefSeq, a predicted model, not a curated record